CCUCACCUCUAAACAACAGGAAACACACCCAAUGAUUUCACUAACAUCAAGAGCAUUUUCACAACGCAUGGAGUCUCUGGUCCCUCUCGCAAUGAAGCUGCCGGCUCUGAUUGAUCUGAGUCUCAUAUUGAUCCUGACCUCCUACUCAAAAGGUCAAAAAUGGGAUAUCAAUCUCACUCAACGCAUUAAUGCAACAAAGGGCUCAACCGUGACCAUACUGUGCAUAUUUACUUAUCCGAAAGAAUACCACACCAAUGAUGUUCAGGUUUACUGGAAAAGACGUGAGAGAAGCAGCUUCAAAACCGGAGACAAAGACGAAAACCAGUUUGUCCUUCAUACGAAUGAAACGUUCGUGGUGGAGAAAUACAGAGGAAACACCGAGCUCAUCGGAAAAAAAGAUGAAGGACACUGCUCCCUCAAGAUUCGGAAUGUCACCUAUAAUGAACCUAGUCUCUAUGUGAGAGUCAUCGCAAAGGGUCAAAACUACAGCUUCUUAAGGAAACCUGUGUCCAUUUCAGUGUCUGGUGUUGCACCUGACUUUCCCAGCCAAGGUACAAACCCCCCAUUGUUCACCUUCGCAACCACAAUCAUGCCUAUGAACCAGGACUACUCAACCCUGUAUGCAGCCAUCACUGUUCCACUUUCUGUUCUUCUCCUCUUUGUCGUCGUCGUCUCUGCAGUUUGCUGUCACAAAAAGUGCAAAAAGUCACAAUCUUUCACCAGGGAGGAAUCUGUAUACUAUGCAAAUUUUAGCAGAGCAUCAGAGGACCCAGCCCAACGAGUGGCAUCCUGUGAAAAUCAACAAAACAAAGCAUUAUCUGAACCGAAAAUGAUUGAUGAGCCCAUCUACGCCAACACCGAGGCCCUUACAGAUCAGGUGGAAGAGGAUCACGUACAAAAUGUUUACGGAAAUGUAGAUUACUCAUAAUUGCAUAAUAGCUGAAUUUCAUGAAUCUAUUUAGUCUUAAACCUUUGUCUCAUUUGCAAUCUUUGAAUUCUGCAUUGUUUGGGGUUUAGUUCAUGUCUGUGAAACAUCCUCUAGGCCAGGGGCUCUCAAACUUUUGCAAGCUGGGCCCCCCCAAAGCUGGUUAGGGGUAGUUGCCCCCCCCCCCCCCCCCCC
Molecule: messenger RNA, 1120 nt
Organism: Pleuronectes platessa (European plaice)
Lineage: Eukaryota; Metazoa; Chordata; Actinopteri; Pleuronectiformes; Pleuronectidae
Exons: 9
Coding region: 32-928 (298 amino acids)
Source: RefSeq, a predicted model, not a curated record